Dimorphilus gyrociliatus is the source of this 2908-nucleotide messenger RNA. The record is from the annotation of a GenBank genome assembly. NCBI's taxonomy places the organism in Eukaryota, Metazoa, Annelida, Polychaeta, Dinophilidae.
AUCAAUUUCAAACUGGCCUUGAACAGUAUUUCUAAAGUUCACAAAACAUGUGAGAAUGCUUGUUGUCAAGAAUACGAAUGCUGAGAUAAUUAAUUAAAUGAGUCUUUCAAAAAUAUGCUCAGGAUUCUCCAACAGAGGAGUUCACCUGAUAUCUUCAUUAAAUUUACUAUCGCGUUCUUCAUUAAGUAAGCCUAAUAAAAUCAUAAAGUUUCUAGAGAGGGGCGUGAGAGAAGUUAAAAAAUGUAAAGAGAGCAAACGAUCACCUAUAAUUUUUAAGGGAUUGGCUGGAAUAUCUAUUCUUUCAACUUUAGGAAGGUCCAAAUUCGUGGCAAGAUGCGAUAACAAUCAUCUAACAAGAAAUCGAGUUACUGUUCUAAAAUCGGAGGAUGAGGAGCAUCCAUUUAAUUGGCGUCUUUUUCUAUCUUUCCUUUGCUCCUACAUUGGAUAUCUAAUUGCCGCUAUUGCUAUGGCACUUGCUGUAGCAAUUGUAAAUAUUCAAAUUCCACUUCAAUUAGGAAAAAUUGUUAAUGUAAUAUCUGAGGCAAAUAAGAACACUGAUAAAAAUAUACUAUACUCUCUUAUUGGACCAGCAAAGAAGAUGAUAGGAUAUUAUAUUGUGCAGGGUAUUUUAACUUUUUCUUACAUUACAUGUAUUGGAUAUGUUGGAGAAAGUGUAGCAAAUGACUUAAGAAAGGAUCUCUUUCAUUCUAUAAUAAAUCAAGAUAUAUCGUUCUUCGAUGAACGAAGAACAGGUCAAUUAGUUGAUAGAUUAACUUCUGAUGUUCAAGAAUUUAAAAGCACUUUUAAGCUCUGUAUUUCGCAAGGAAUCCGAUGUAUAACUCAGAUAGUUGGAUGUAGUCUAGCUUUAUGGAAAGUCUCUAGCGAACUGACUCUGACUCUUGGUAUUCUUCUACCAACUUUAAUUGGUAUAGGUACAGGUCUAGGGUCUGUAUUACGCAAGCUGUCUAAGAGAGCUCAGAAUCAAGUUUCAAAAGCAACUGGUGUAGCUGACGAAGCCAUAUCUAAUAUUCGAACCGUACGAGCUUUUGCAAUGGAACAUGAAGAAGAAAGACUUUAUGAAAGAGAACUCGACCUAGCGACAAAGUUAAGUAUAAAACUUGGAUUUGGAAUUGGCAUUCUACAAGGCCUUUCAAAUAUAACUCUUAACGGUGUCGUUCUGGGAACUCUCAUGAUAGGAGGUUAUUUAAUGUCGCAAAAUAAGAUAGACGCCGGAGAUCUUAUGUCAUUUCUUGUUGCUUCUCAGACGAUUCAAAAGUCGCUUACUCAGCUACUUUUACUUUCAGGUCAAACUGUUAGGGGUUAUACAGCGUGCGGUCGUGUUUUUCAAUAUUUGGAGUUACCAUCCCUGUUAGGCAGUUCAACUUCAAGUGGCCUAAAAAUCGACCACCUACAAGGCAAAGUUAUAUAUGAUAAUGUUACAUUUUCCUAUCCAUCUAGAAAAGAAGCUGUAGUAUUGAGAAAUUUAAACGUUGUUCUCCCGGCUGGUAAGAUGGUUGCACUCUGUGGUUUAUCCGGUAGCGGAAAAUCGACUAUUGCCUCUCUGUUGGAAAGAUUUUACGAUGUGGAUGAAGGAUCCAUCCUAAUUGACAACGAAAAUAUAAAAGAUUUAGAUCCUAAGUGGCUAAGAAGGAGAGCAAUAGGAUACAUAAGUCAAGAGCCUGUUUUGUUUGCUACAUCCGUUAGAGAGAAUAUUCGUUAUGGUCGCCCGGAAGCUUCAGAUGAGGAAGUAGAAGACGCUUCGAAAAAGGCUAACGCUCACCCCUUCAUUAGUGAAUUUCCGGAGGGUUACGAUACAAUUUUGGGAGAAAAGGGUCAAACAGUGUCUGGAGGGCAGAAGCAGAGAAUUGCCAUCGCAAGAGCCUUACUAAAGGAUCCUGCUAUUUUAAUCUUGGAUGAGGCUACUAGCGCCUUAGACACCGAAUCAGAAAGAAUUGUGCAAGAGGCCCUCGAUAAAGCCGUUAAAGGGCGCACUGUUUUAGUAAUUGCUCAUCGACUUACAACAAUUCGUAACGCUGAUAUAAUUCACGUUUUGUCAAAAGGGGAAAUUGUUGAGAGUGGAAACUACGAGAGCUUGAUAAAAAAGCGCGGAGUUUUUUGGGAGUUGAUGCAACGUCAAAAUAAUGACAGUAACAUAAUUGAGUAAUAUAUAGAUAAGUUUGUCAAAGAACCUUCUAGGCAGAAUAAGUUGUAUUUUUUUCUGUCAUUUAAGUUUAUUGAGUAGAUCAAGCUGCCGUUACCUGUUAUUAGUGCAACUCUCUGUAGCAUUAAAAUAGAAUCGACCAACUCCAUCUACUAUCAAAUAUCAUCAAUUAAUUCUUUGGUAAAAUUUCUACGCUAAAGAUUAUUCCUUAUCACGUAGAGAGAUAUUUCUGUCUUCCUUAAAUCUUUAAAUUGUAUCCGAAUAAAGUAUAAUAUUACCAUCAACUGGCACUGCUUAAUAAGGCUUUUGGUCUCAUUAAAGCAUAUCCGACUUAAAACUAAAAUUUUUUAGAAAAAUUCCAUUCCUCUAAAAUCAUUUUCCUUCUUCUUAUUUCUCUCUCUCUAUCAUCUUAUCUUACAUCUCAUUAGUUUGUGUUUUUCUAGCCUUUCAGCAAAUUAUUUUAUUUAAAAAAAUAAUCCUUUAAAUCUAAAUAUAAGAUUAUCUCUACCGGCAUAAUUAUUAUUAUUUCCCGUACCAUUAGGCAAUUAAGUUAAGUUUUUAUGACGUUCCAAAAGCGGAAAAAUACAACCAGCAGAAACGGUAAUUAUGUCUACGUUGGCCUACUAAAAAAAUGACUGACUGAACGGUUGACUGGAAGAUGAUGCUUGUGUAAUAUUUACUCAUCUUAUAUAGAAAUUAUAAAAAGGACUUGUACCCCAAGAUCUGUGGUCUACUAUCAAUAUGCUA